Messenger RNA from Falco peregrinus (peregrine falcon), 4481 nucleotides. It is a transcript of the gene IGSF9, whose product is annotated as immunoglobulin superfamily member 9. The coding region runs from base 317 to 4411 and encodes 1364 amino acids. Gene Ontology annotation, molecular function: protein binding. The record is from RefSeq and is a predicted model, not a curated record. The transcript is spliced from 20 exons. NCBI's taxonomy places the organism in Eukaryota, Metazoa, Chordata, Aves, Falconiformes, Falconidae. Gene Ontology annotation, biological process: cell-cell adhesion.
GGGUGGCCCCUCCCGGCGCAGAGGGUUUGUUUGCGGCCGCCCGACGGUGGCGGACGGAGCGCUGGGGAGAGCUGGGCCGAGCCGAGCCGAGCCUCCGCGGGACGGGCAUGAGGAGCGGCGGGACGCGGAGCCGCCAGCGCCCCCCGCCCGGGGCCGGUGCGCCGUGGGCAGCCCGGCGGAGCCCGCCGGUUCGCGGGCCCUGAGGCGCCAGUGACCAGCGGCUGGCCCCCGGCGACCCGUCGCCGCUCGGUUACGACGCUGCCUGCCCGCCCGCCCGCCCCGUCCCGCGGGAGCCGUCUGAGGGGAGACCUGGGCUAUGCGGUGGUGGCUGCGCGCCGCUGUCCUCAGCCUGCUCGCCGGCGCCGGCUCUGAGGGCAGCGGCCAGAGCGAGUCGCGGGCCGCGGUGGGGCGGGUUGGGGAGAGCACAGUGCUGGGCUGCGACCUCCUGGACGCCCACGCGGCCCGUCCCCCGCUCUACGUGAUCGAGUGGGUCCGCUUCGGCUUCGUCCUCCCCAUCUUCAUCAAGUUCGGGCUCUACUCGCCGCGGGUGGACCCGGAGUACGUCGGUCGUGUGCGGAUCGAGGAAGGCGCCUCGCUGCGCAUUGACCUCCUGCGUGCCGAGGACCAAGGCUGGUAUGAGUGCCGUGUGCUCUUCCUCGACCGGCACAGCACCGACGCAGACUUCCAGAACGGCACCUGGAUCCAUCUCACUGUCAAUGCACCUCCCACCUUCCUGGAGACCCCCCCGGCAUUUGUGGAGGUGCGGGACCGGGACACACUGAGCCUUACCUGCAGAGCUGUUGGCAACCCCCAGCCUGUUGUCAUCUGGAAGAGGAGCGACCUGGCUGUCCAGAGCGAGGACACAGUGCAGGUAAGGAAUGGGACGCUGAGCAUCGCCAUUGUGGAGCGCGCCAGCGCAGGCACCUACACCUGCCAUGCUUCCAGCAAGGAGGGUACCAUCACCCACACCACCCGCGUUCUUGUGCAGGGUCCACCCGUCAUUGUGGUGCCACCCCAGAACAUCACCGUCAACAUCUCCCAAGAUGCCUUUCUGGCGUGCCAGGCUGAGGCAUACCCAGGAAACCUCACCUACACCUGGUUCCAGGGCAGCAGCAACGUCUUCCACCUCAGUCAUCUCCAGGCUCGGGUCCGCAUCCUGGUGGACGGGAGUCUCUUGCUCCAGCAAACGACCCCAGAUGAUGCUGGCAAAUACACCUGCAUCCCCAGCAAUGGGCUGUGGAAGCCGCCUUCUGCCUCAGCCUUUGUCACAGUGCUGUAUCCAGCACAGGUGACCACCAUGCUCCCAGAGACCUACUUGCCCAAGGGGAUGCAGGGUGUGAUCCGCUGCCCCACCAGGGCCAACCCCCCACUGCUCUCUGUCAGCUGGACAAGGGACGGGCAGCCACUGGAGCUGGACAAGCUCCCUGGCUGGUCUGCAAGAUCAGACGGCUCCAUUGUCAUUGCAACGGGGAACGACGAUGUGCUGGGAGUGUACACAUGUACCCCAUACAACAGCUACGGCACAGCCGGCGAGUCCCAGCCGAUGCGUGUCUUGCUCAAGGACCCCCCCACCUUCACGGUGCGCCCCAAGGAGGAAUACUUCCAGGAGGUGGGCCGGGAGCUGGUGAUCCCCUGUACAGCCCAUGGGGAUCCCCCACCCACCAUCACCUGGCUGAAGAUGGGCAGCAUGGGGAAGAGUGGUGCCCAGGUGGAUGCGAACAACAGCCUAGUCUUCCGCCCACUUGUCAAGGAGCAGCACGGGGUCUGGGAGUGCACGGCCACCAACCAGGUGGCCAGCGUCAGCACUGCCACCUCUGUCCAUGUGCUGGGUACCAGUCCUCAUGCUGUCACCAAUGUCUCUGUGCUCCCGCUUCUGCUGGCAGCCAACAUCUCCUGGGAGCCAGGGUUUGAUGGAGGCUAUUUCCAGAGGUUCAGCGUCUGGUACACACCACUGGUGAAGCAUCCGCCCCGGGCUCAUCAUGACUGGGUGUCGCUCUCAGUGCCAGUGGGGGCUCAGCACCUGUUGGUGGAGAAUCUGCAGCCAGACAUGAGCUACCAGUUCAGCGUCCUGGCUCAGAACAAGCUGGGCAGCGGUCCCUUCAGCCAGAUUGUCACCUCCGUGCCCAGAGGCUUCCCAGUGACCACAGUGCCUCCAGACCCACCAGCCAUGACCAUGCGCGUCUUCCUGUCCCCGCCGCAGGCUCUGACCGCCAACGAGACUGUGCGUGGGGUCCUGCUGCAGUGGGAGCCCCCGGCUCAGUUCUCGGUGGCGCUAAGCGGCUAUGCACUGGAGCUGCGGCAGGACAAGGGUGGCUGGGAGGUGCUGGACCGCUCCAUCCCCAGCACGAAGACCCAGGUCCUGGUGCCAGGACUUAUCAAGGACGCCUUCUAUGAGUUCCGACUGGUGGCCUUUGCUGGCAGCUACAUCAGCAAUCCCAGCAACACAGUGAACAUCUCCACAGCAGGCAUGGAGGUGUAUCCGUCUCGCACCCAGCUGCCAGAGCUCCUGCCACAGCCAGUGCUGGCUGGGGUCAUCGGGGGGAUCUGCUUCCUUAGCGUGGCUGUCAUCUUCAGCACCAUGGCUGCCUGCAUCAUGAACCGCCGGCGUGCCGCCCGCAUCCAGAAGCGAAGGCAAGAUCCACCACUCGUCUUCUCCCCCAGCAAGAAGCUUCCACCUCCACAUAAUUCUCCUGGCUCUGGUAGCCCAGACAGCACCAUGAAGCUGAAGCUGCACUCAUCAUCCUACCGGAGCCUGCACCGGAUGCUGCUGUGGGGUGAGAAGGCUGGCACCAGCCUGGGUCUCAGCAUCGCUGGGUCUGGCUCCCAGUACACUGUGUAUGAGAGCCACGUCAGGGAGCACAUGCCCCUGGAGCGGAUUUGCCGUGGCCCCGAUGGGCGCUUCGUGGUGGAGACCAACGCACAGCCACAGGAGAGUGGCAUUGGGGAGCUGCCCUAUGCCGAGCCAGAGCCAUGCCCCCAGCAGGACCCCGCAGGGCCACAGCCCGAGCCCUACCUCCAGCUGCCCACAGUGGAGGAAAAGGAGCCCAUCUGCUGUAAGGGGGUCUCACUGCGCCCCCGGCCCACGGGGCAGGCCCGCCAAGGAGCCUGGGCUGCCAGCUACCGCCAGGGCCGCUACUUUGGCUAUGGCAGCAGCAGCCCAGUGGAUGAGGCUGCAGCACUGUGCAUCAUCAACAUCAGCCCUGUGGCCUCUGCCUCAACUCUGCCUUACAGCACCAUGGAGGAGCUGCGUGACAGCUCCGACAGCACCGGGCCCUGCCAGAGCACUGCCAGCGCCCUGUGGGACUCUCUACCCCUCGAGGGUUCACCCCGACUGCCCCUCAACACCCCAGCCCCCCCCAGCCUCGGGUGCAGCCAGCCGUCAGCUGGCUCCCUGGCCCAGAGCGGGAUCCUCCAGUACCUAAGCCUGCCCUUCUUCAAGGAAAUGUGCGUCGAUGGCGACUGGACGCCCCCAGAGGAGCCAGCAGAGCCUGGCCAUGCCAGCAGCCCCCAGGAGCCUGCCAGCAGCCUGCCACCUGCCCUGCCAGGGGCUGGGGGCUCCCCCCAGCACAUGAGACAGACACUGUGCCCGGACUGCACUGACAUGUGUGCCAACGCCACCUCCCCCGCAGCCACUGCUUUCCUCCAGCCCCCUAGGCUGCCCGUGGGUCCUGCCAAGGCCUCGCUGCCCGGCACUGCUGCUUGGCCUGGCUCCCCCAGCCCUGGGGCCAGCCUGCGACCCCCGCCCCAGCUGGCUCACCACCUCCCCUCUGGCAGUGGCAGGACUGAGGCCAUGCCCUUGGCCAGCACUGCAGAGCCCGGCUGGGCACCAGGCAGGCCACCAGAUACUGCUGCCCUGGAGAAGUUGGUGCGGGGCAGUUUGACCAGCCAGAGCAGUGGCCGGGGCAGUGCCUCCUUCCUGAGGCCCCCCUCGCUGGCACCAUCGCUGGGGGGCAACUGCCUGGGCACCCCCAUGGGGGACAGGGGCAGUUGGCACAGUGGAGGCUCAGCACCAGAGGAGGGCAGGGCAAGGAUGGAUCCAGCCCUUGGCGGCGCUGGAAAGAGGAGGAACACCUCGGUGGAUGAGAACUACGAGUGGGAUGCAGAGUUUGCCCUGGAGUCGGACAUUCUGGAGGCACUGCAGCUCUACCGCGGUGGGAACCCAGCACGGCCCGUCUCCACCAUCGCUCUGCGUGACUUGGAGCGGCAGAAGCCUGGCGGCGGCUCCUCCCCGGUGAGCUCGGUGUCGGCGGAGGCGCUGGUGUCGGCGGGCAGCCCCGUGGAGUAUGGAACGGCCCUGUGCCAGGAGCUGGCAGCGUUCCGGCGUCGCAGGGAGGCGGCCCAGCAGCGACAGCAGCAGCUGGGUGCCCGAGGGUGCGGUGCCGAGCGCUUCGAGCUGGCCACGCUGCUCUAGGGACCCCCUGAGACCGCCCGGGCCGGGAGAGAAGGAUGUUGGGGUGGAAUAAAGCCGCGUGAGAGCAGCA